Giardia duodenalis is the source of this 1566-nucleotide messenger RNA. RefSeq names its product Gcd10p family protein. Gene Ontology annotation, biological process: tRNA methylation. Gene Ontology annotation, cellular component: tRNA (m1A) methyltransferase complex; nucleus. NCBI's taxonomy places the organism in Eukaryota, Fornicata, Diplomonadida, Hexamitidae. Bases 1 to 1566 code for a protein of 521 amino acids. The record is from RefSeq and is a predicted model, not a curated record. The transcript has a single exon.
AUGGACAAAAACCAGGUACAAAAUGGUGACAGCGUCCUUCUCCAUGUGCGAGGUGAUCGCAGUUAUAUCACACGCAUAGCGAUGAGUAAGCCCGUUGACAUAUAUCACCAUCGCGUUCAGAGUGAUCUGCUCAUAGGUCUAAUAUAUAAUGCCUUCUACAUGCUAAGGGGAGGGGGGUCUAACAUCACUAUUGAUCGGGCAGAUGACCCCACUGUUCAGGGGUACACAGCUCUGACAGCUGGAGGAGCUGGAGAUGCGCUUGCCGGUCUCUGUGAUAAUGAGGCAGAAGAGCUCAGGCAAGCGCUGCUAGAAUCGGAGUCUUAUCAAGGGAAAGACACCGAGUUUUCUAGACAGAAGGCGGUGAAUAGAGCACGGAAGCGCCACGUUUUAAUUUUCAGCAUAGAGCUAGCCAAUCCAUAUAGUAUCUGUAAGUAUCUUUACACUGGUAAGACACCGGAGACAAAUCUCUUCAUGAGUCCGGGGAACUAUUCUCUUCUUCUUCACCACUCAGAUGCAGCAAGAAUUCCGGGGUAUUCACGGAUCCUUGUCUACGAUGAUUUGGAUGGGCGUGUAGCAGCGGGUAUCGCGUCUAGGAUGGUUUUGACGGAUGCAGUAGUCGACCCCACCAACGCAAAUGUCAAGAUGCUCAUGGAUGAAUGCACUGAGCUUAUUAACCAGUGUUCAGAAGUUAAAACCUUCAGAGAGCGGCAUCGUCUGGGGUUCUUAUUUUUGGAAAGGGUCAGGACUGUUUUGAACUUGCCAAGAUGCGACCAGGAAGUUGUGGCUGUCACGGGCCGGACCCUUGGUGCAGGCUUAAAGAACGCUUUGAUAGAUAGCAACGUACUUCCAGCAAAGCAUGGCUUAGAGGCUUCUAGACCCAAUAUUGCGCCGUUUGUGUGUGCCGUCAACUCUACCAAGCUUGCCGAUGACGACGAUCUGGGUCUUCUAGGGUAUAGUAUUGUUGGUGAUGAUACGUCUUGCCCAAAGCCCGAGGACGAUUCUGUGCGUACGGAUAUCUGGACGCCUGAAAGUAUAACUCGUGCAAUUAUGUGUGAUUAUGAUAUGUGGCUUGAGCGCAGACUCUGUCUUCUCAAGAUUCCCGUGGACAAGCUCAAAGAAGUAAUUUACUCAGCUCCCGAUUUAGAAUCGUUCUCUAGAAACACUCGGGCGCCGCUUUGCACUCCUCUAGACACAGAUUUACUCCCCCUAUCUUUUGAUUCACUAGUGAUUGCUGCCAGGUCGCGACCCCUUCCUUUAGCGCAGUUACUCUCUAAGUUUAUUAGGCCAGCAGCCCCUGUCUCGGUCUACUCGCCCUCUGCAGAGGCCCUUGCAGAGCUUGGGCAUUACCUAUUGUCUACACGGUCUGGCCACAUUCAGUCAUACACAGAUAACAGACUCCUCGACUAUCAGAUUCUACCCGGGCGUACCAGGCCGGCGAUGCUAGGAGAGUCAUUUGGCGGCUAUGUACUAACGUACUACACACAGCCACCCACUGAGAACGACGAAAGCAUAUUCCGCAAAUCCCGAAACGUGAUGUUCUCCAAGAAGAGAAGUCUUAAGCAAUAA